ACACGUCUAAAGUACGAUUGUAAUUGUAAUUUAUCUUCGAAAAGAAAAAAGUUUCUCAGUCAGCAACCAUGAAUUACAUGUCUGCCUGCCUGGAGGUGGCACUGGAGGAGGGAAAGUACGUCAUCGGGUACAAGCAAGCGCUGAAGACUCUGCGUGGUGGCGGUGCCAAACUGGUGAUCUUGGCCAAAAACAUACCGGACCAAAUGCAGUCAGAGAUGGAGAAAUACGCCGCCGAGACCAAGACCCAAGUGAUUUGCUUCAGCGGCAACAACUUUGAUCUGGGCAAUGCCAUUGGCAAGUUCUUCAAUGUGGGCACAGUGGUCAUUACCGAUGUGAAGGUCUCGCAGGAUAUGAUCCACUUGUUGGCGGAUGCCAACGAAUAAUUUCAA
Molecule: messenger RNA, 389 nt
Organism: Drosophila guanche
Lineage: Eukaryota; Metazoa; Arthropoda; Insecta; Diptera; Drosophilidae
Product: 60S ribosomal protein L30-like
Exons: 2
Coding region: 69-383 (104 amino acids)
Cellular component (GO): cytosolic large ribosomal subunit
Molecular function (GO): RNA binding; structural constituent of ribosome
Source: RefSeq, a predicted model, not a curated record